Molecule: messenger RNA, 3028 nt
Organism: Camellia sinensis
Lineage: Eukaryota; Viridiplantae; Streptophyta; Magnoliopsida; Ericales; Theaceae
Gene: EIN4
Product: Signal transduction histidine kinase, hybrid-type, ethylene sensor
Biological process (GO): response to ethylene; phosphorelay signal transduction system
Cellular component (GO): endoplasmic reticulum; endoplasmic reticulum membrane
Molecular function (GO): ethylene binding; phosphorelay sensor kinase activity; ethylene receptor activity
Source: RefSeq, a predicted model, not a curated record
CAUUCUGACAGUCUUUCUCUUAUUCUGAAAUGGGUCACUCACAGCACAGAAUCUUCUUUCUUGCUCUUGGUGGUUCUCACUAUAAGAUUCUGAUGAUCUACUUGUAAUUUUAUUAAUGGGUUUUGGGUUUGGGGUAUACCAUAACGGAGACUCUGGUUUGAGGGUAUUUUAAAAGUGUCAAGUGGGUUGGCUGGGGGUUUUUGUGCAAUUAAGGUCUGUUUUGUUCUUUUAUUCUAUAGAGUUGAAAAUCGUUUAGUGGUGAACAGUAAUCACUGUUAUAAGCAAAGCAUUAAACAAGUGAAUGUGGAAAAGGACUACUACAAGCUCGAAUUGAAGGUGGGUCUCGCCUCUCUUUCAGAUGGAUUAGACUAGUAAUUUGCUUGGUGCAAUGGUAAAAGCUAUCGCUCUUUGGUUGUUGGUUGCUUGUCUAUUGAUCUCUGUUUCUGCCAUUGACAAUGGAUUCGCCCAUUAUCAUUGCGACGACGAGGGGCUUUGGAGCAUACAUAGUAUUCUUGAGUGUCAGAAAGUGAGUGAUUUCUUGAUUGCGAUAGCGUAUUUCUCGAUCCCCGUUGAGCUACUUUACUUCAUUAGCUGCUCGAGUGUACCAUUCAAAUGGGUACUUCUUCAAUUCAUUGCGUUCAUAGUUCUUUGUGGAUUGACCCAUUUGAUCAAUGGUUGGACCUAUUAUGGCCCUCACCAGUUGAUGCUAGCCCUAACCAUUGCCAAAAUCCUCACAGCCCUUGUUUCUUGCGCAACUGCAAUAACGCUUUUGACGCUAAUCCCUCUCCUUCUCAAAGUGAAAGUGAGAGAGCUUUUCUUGAAACAGAACGUGUUAGAGCUAGACCAAGAGGUUGGGAUGAUGAAGAAACAGAAAGAAGCAAGCUGGCAUGUUCGGAUGCUGACCCAAGAAAUUAGGAAAUCACUUGAUAAGCACACGAUAUUGUACACCACUUUGGUUGAGCUUUCCAACACGUUGGAUCUGCAAAAUUGUGCAGUUUGGAUGCCAAACGAGAUUAAGACAGAGAUGAACUUGACCCAUCAGUUGAAAGCAAGUUCUUCAAACAGUUGCCAUCAGUUACUUCCUAUUAAUGACCCUGAUGUAUUAGAGAUAAGAAACAAAAAGGGGGUUAGGGUUUUGAGGCCAGAGUCUGCACUUGGGGCUGCAAGCAGUGGUGGGUCUGCAGAGUGGGGUGCAGUGGCGGCAAUUCGGAUGCCUAUGCUUCAUGUUUCAAAUUUUAAAGGGGGUACGCCAGAGUUUGUUGAGACUUGUUAUGCCAUAUUGGUUUUGGUUCUUCCGAGUGCAAGUAACAGAGUUUGGAGCUAUAAUGAGAUGGAGAUAGUGGCAGUUGUUGCUGAUCAAGUGGCUGUGGCUCUCUCCCAUGCUGCAGUUCUAGAGGAAUCCCAACUAAUGAGGGAAAAAUUGGAAGAGCAAAAUCGCAUGCUACAACAGGCGAAGGAGAAUGCAUUGAUGGCAAACCAGGCACGGAACUCUUUUCAGAAAGUGAUGAGCCAUGGGAUGAGGAGGCCUAUGCACUCAAUCUUGGGCUUACUUUCAAUGUUUCAAGACGAUAGUUUGAGAUCCGAGCAAAAAAUCAUUGUCGACACGAUGGUGAAAACUAGCAACGUCCUUUCUACUUUAGUAAAUGAUGGAAUGGAGAUUUCAGCCAAAGAUAACGGAAGAUUUCCGUUAGAGAUGAGGCCUUUUCAGCUGCAUUCUAUGAUUAAGGAAGCUUCUUGUCUUGUCAAGUGCUUGUGUGUUAGCAAGGGCUUUGGUUUUAUCGUAGAUGUUGAGAAUUCUUUGCCCAAUCAAGUGAUGGGCGAUGAGAGGAGGACGUUUCAGGUCCUAUUUCAUAUGGUUGGGCAUCUACUGAAUGUCAGUGACAGAGGGAGGUCUGUUAUCUUUCGGGUAGUUUCUGAGAAAGGAAAUGAGGGCAGGAAUGAGAAAGUUUGGGGAAUGUGGAGACCAAACGCGAAUGAAGAGCACGUGAGUGUAAAAUUUGAAAUUGAACUUAAUGAUAGAGGCUCUCAAUCAAAUGAUGGCUCGAUCGCUACCAUACAUUUUGCUGGUAGGAGGCACAACAGCAACAAUGCCAAGGAGGGCCUCAGCUUCAGCAUGUGCAGGAAACUCGUGCAGAUGAUGCAAGGUAAUAUCUGGAUAUCCUCAAAUUCUCUGGGUGAGGCACAAAGCAUGACUCUUGUUCUCGGGUUUCAAAUCCAACCUUUUAGGAGAGCCAUGUUUGAACCUGGAAAUGUACCAGAGCAACCAAAAUCAAACACUAUGUUCAGAGGCCAGCAAGUUAUGUUAGCUGAUGAUGAUGACAUAAACAGAACCGUGACAAAAAGGCUGCUCGAGAAACUUGGUUGCCAAGUAACUGCCGUUUCAUCUGGAUUUGAAUGUUUGAGUGCACUUGGCCCAACUGGGAAUUUGUUUCAAGUAGUUGUUUUAGAUCUUCAAAUGCCUGAAAUGGAUGGGUUUGAAGUGGCCAUGAGAAUCAGAAAGUACCGAAGCCACAAUUGGCCAUUGAUCAUAGCCCUCACUGCAAGUGCUGAGGAACAUGUUUGGGAGAGAUGCUUACAAGUAGGAAUGAAUGGUGUUAUUCGAAAACCUGUACUUUUGCAAGGAAUGGCUGAUGAGCUUCGAAGAGUCCUUCAACGGGCAAAUGAAGGAAUGUGAAGUUAGUAAGUAAAUUUAGAAGAUUUUGUGUCAUCAUUUCUUCAAAGUAUUUACCGGGCUUAUAGGAUCAAUACCGUCAAGAUACUAGCAUAGAAAUGUUUAGUAUUAUUUCACUAAACCUUGAACAAACUAGAGCUGCUAGUUUUCUCGAACCAUGGUCAUAAUUUAGCUUCACCUUUUUAACUUUAUAGGGUGAAUAAAAAGUUGUGUUCUUCUAUACAAAAUCUUCACCAUGAUUCACUAAAUUCAAAUCUCAUAAAUCUAAUUGUAUAUGAUCCUUCAGGUCUGGUAUUGUGUAUGGGAUUUUCUUUGCAGAAUUGAGUAGCAUGAAAAUGUAUUUGUAAGUUCUUACCA